Papilio machaon (common yellow swallowtail) is the source of this 534-nucleotide messenger RNA. RefSeq names its product c-Myc-binding protein. Bases 114 to 377 code for a protein of 87 amino acids. Gene Ontology annotation, biological process: regulation of DNA-templated transcription. The record is from RefSeq and is a predicted model, not a curated record. Gene Ontology annotation, cellular component: nucleus. Gene Ontology annotation, molecular function: transcription coactivator activity. The transcript has 2 exons. Lineage: Eukaryota; Metazoa; Arthropoda; Insecta; Lepidoptera; Papilionidae.
CAAGCUGUCAACCUGUUGUCAAAUAGCAAAGGGAAUUUUAUCGUUGCAGAUUUAAACUGAAGAAUUAUUCUUAUAUUAUUUAUUAAUUUACAUAUAGCAAAAACUUAUAAAUAAUGUCGUCUUACAAACCCAUUGACUCUAAAAGAGAGGAGUUUAGACGAUAUUUAGAAAGAGCCGGGGUUAUGGACGCAUUGACGAAAGUGCUGGUUAGCUUGUACGAAGAACCAGAUAAACCUGAAGACGCCUUGGAAUACGUUCGUAAACAUCUCGGUACUGACGGUGGAGAAGAUGAAUUAGAAGCAGCUAGGGCUCGCAUCGCUGAACUGGAAGCGGAAAAUGCACUUUUGAAAGGCGAAACAGCCCCAGCGGAAGGCUAAAGGAAUAUUGCCAUUGCCAAUUGUACAAAUGAUCUCAGGCACAAUAGAUGAUCUCAAAAACAUAAUUGUUGAACCUUUAAAGAUAUAAAGUAAAUAUUGUGUGCACACAAAGACUAUUUCGUUAUAAUUUAGUUAUGUUUUAAGUUUGAGUGCAGAA